AUGACAAGCAUUAUGACAGCCAAUUCACCAGAACUCACAAGAACAUCUAGUAUUAGAAAGGAUGAUAGAAAUUUGAAAACAACACCACGAAACACAACUGCAUCGUCCCUACAUCAGCCCUUAGAAUUCAAAAUCAAACGUUCUUCUUCAUUAUCUUCAAAUGCCACCUCAUCCUCCGAAACUUCUGUCAAGAGAUCAAGUUCUCUAAGAAAUAGCACCAGCACAACCAAAGGGUUGAAUAUAUAUGCGGUUUCACCUUUACACAACUCUGCCACAUGUGAAACACCGACUGAAAGCAAAUCGCAUCAACGAAAGCUUUCCAGUUAUGCCCUGCCAACUUUGACGCAGGUUUCAGAAUCUGACUUCCCCAAUACUAAUCAAAAUCUCAGAUAUGAUGUACCGUUACCAUCGCAAGACAAAUUGAUAGCAAUGAAUAUUGACGAACAAUUGAGGUAUUUAGCAUUAAAGGAAAUGUGUAUUGUUGAACUAAAAGACAAUAUCAAUAAUUUAAAUAACAAAUUGAAGCACCACAACAAGGAAUUACAUAAAUUGCGAGAGAUUAUACAGAGAUCUUUAUACAAGGAACUAUCAUCGGAAAACACAGCCACUAAAAAUAAUCAAUCGCAAAACAACAGACCAAGACAAAACAGUAAUCCUAGAGAUGAAGCAAUUGCAAGAACAAGAACAAGAAGACGAUCAUCAUUAUUUCAGGACAGUCGAGAGAGCCACCUAGAUGUUUCUAAAAACAAUACCGUACCUAAUACUUCUACUACUCAAGAAUCAUCAUCGAAACUUUGGAGUGGAUUAACUAAACCUCUAGACUUGAUACAACAAUUUGACAGCAUGCUACAAAAUGAGUUUGAAAAGUCCUUGAUCAAUGAACGUGACCAAAAGCGACAACUACACAGUGACAAUGGAAAGCGUUUAUCGCAUCAAUCCAAAUCUUCAGAGGGUUCUAUAUCAAGUAUCGGGUCUAUCAAUUCACCAUUACAAGCAAAGUCCAAGGCCUUCGAACAGAAAAAGAGUAAUAUGAAUAGCAGAACCACAACCGAUGACAUGUUGCAGAAUGUAUCCUCAUCCAUAUGGUCAUUUGUCAAUGAUGUCAAGAACAAUGUAUUAUCAUCGUUAAAUGAAGUAGAAAGUGAGACACGAUCGAAGCCAACAGCAAUGUAUAACCUCGAAACAGGCUCAGCAGUUGACAUUCGAAGGCCACCAAAGCUAACAGCUAACGAAACAGAAGGUGACUCUGAUACCGAUCUACUAGAGCCUGUGGCAAGUGAUGACGAAGAUAAUCUUGAGACAUUGGAUUUAUCAAUUUAUAGAAGAUGA
Candida albicans SC5314 is the source of this 1329-nucleotide messenger RNA. RefSeq lists its product as uncharacterized. The transcript has a single exon. The record is from RefSeq and is a predicted model, not a curated record. The coding region runs from base 1 to 1329 and encodes 442 amino acids. NCBI's taxonomy places the organism in Eukaryota, Fungi, Ascomycota, Pichiomycetes, Serinales, Debaryomycetaceae.